This is a messenger RNA of Mobula hypostoma (lesser devil ray), 4694 nucleotides long. Its product is annotated as serine/threonine-protein kinase SBK1-like. Bases 1594 to 2610 code for a protein of 338 amino acids. Gene Ontology annotation, biological process: peptidyl-threonine phosphorylation; peptidyl-serine phosphorylation. The transcript has 4 exons. The record is from RefSeq and is a predicted model, not a curated record. Gene Ontology annotation, molecular function: ATP binding; protein serine/threonine kinase activity. Lineage: Eukaryota; Metazoa; Chordata; Chondrichthyes; Myliobatiformes; Myliobatidae.
AGAGAGGGAGAGACAGACAGACGGAGAGAAAGAGGCAGGGUGUGAGAGACAGAUAUGGAAAGAGAGAAGUACACGAAGACAUAGAGAGAGAGACAGGGGGUGAGAGGCUUUGAGAGAGGAAAAAAAGAGUCAGAAAGAGGGACAGGGAAAGGGAGUGUGUGUGUGUGAGAGAGAGAGAGUGUAUGUGUGUAUGAGAGAGAGAAUGUGUGAGAGAGCGUGUGAGAGAAUGUGCGUGUGUGAAAGAGAGAGUGUGUGAGAAAGUGUGCGUGUGUGAGAGAGUGUGUGUGAGAGAGAGUGUUUGAGAGAGUGUGUGUGACAGAGAGUGUGUGUGUGUGUUUGUGUGAGUGUGUGUGUGUGUGAGAGUGUGUGUGUGAGUGAGACUGUGUGAGAGAGUGUUUGUGAGAGUGUGUGUGAGAGUGUGUGAGUGAGAGUAUGUGAGAGAGAGAAUGUGUGUGAGAAAGAGUGUGAGAGAGAGUGUGUAUGAGAGAGAGUGCAUGAGAGUGUGUGUGUGAGAAUGUGAAUGUGUGAGAGUAUGUGUGUGUAGUGUGUGUGAGAAUGUGUGUGUGUGAGUAAGAGAAUGUGUGUGUAGUGUGUGUGAGUGAGUGUGUGUGUGCGGGUGAGAAAGUGUGUGUGUGUGAGAGUGAUUGUAUGUGUGAGUGAGAGAGAGUGUAUGUGUGUGUGGGAGAGAGAGGGGGAGAGAGAGAGACAGAGAAAGAGGGUGUGUGGGGGUGUGAGAAAGAGGGAGCCUAUCUCUGUGUGAGAGAGAGAAAAUUUGUAUGUGUGGGAAAGGGAAGCAAGAAUAUGAAUCUGUCUAUUCCCUACUCUCACCCUCUCUCUCCUCAUUCGCCCUCUAUUCCCUCUCACCCUCUCUCCCCUCCCUCACCCUCUCUCCUCUCCUCACCCUCUCUCCUCCCUCACCCUCUCUCCUCUCCCUCACCCUCUCUCCCCUCCAUCUUCCUCUCUGUCUCCUCUCCCUCACCCUCUCUUUCCCAUCUUCACCCCCUCUCUCCUCUCCGUCACCCUCUCCCCCUCACCCUCUCUCCUCUCCCUCACCCUCGCCCCGUCACCCUCUCUCCUCUCCCUCACCCUCUCUCUCCCAUCUUCACCCCCUCUCUCCUCUCCCUCACCCUCUCCCCCUCACCCUCUCUCCUCUCCCUCACCCUCUCUCUCCCAUCUUCACCCCCUCUCUCCUCUCCCUCACCCUCUCCCCCUCACCCUCUCUCCUCUCCCUCACCCUCUCUCUCCCAUCUUCACCCCCUCUCUCCCCUCCCUCACUCUCUCCCCUCCCUCACCCUCUCUGCCCACCUUUCUCUCCACAGCCACGUGUCUCUCUCUCUCUCCCUGGCAGUGUAGGGAGUGGGUGAGGAGUGGAGACUGCUGCGAGUCCACCCCUCAGUCUGCACUCCCACAGGGGGAUUCAGAGAGGACAGAUCUGGGAAACUGGCCGAGUCCUCUCUCCUGCCCCUGCGGCACAUUCCCUCAGCUGUAUUUAUAGCACCGAGACGUUCUGCCAGGUACAAGCUCAUUCCCGUCCUGCUCGCCGCCUACCAACACCUUCCCUCCUGAUCCGCUGAACCCUCUCUGAAGGUGGAGAUGGAGCCCUUGGCCGCAUCAGGUGCUGAGGUCUUCAUUGAAGAGAUGAUGGCACUGGUAUCGCAGACACUUGCCCGGAUGGAGGUGUCCGAACACUAUGAGGUGAUCCGUGAACUGGGUGCUGGUGCCUUUGGCACUGUCCAGCUAGUCCGCCACAGGGUCCAAGGAACGCUGCUUGCCCUGAAGCUGAUGGAGAAGAGGAGGACGGGGGUGCGCUGCUUCCUGCGGGAAUACAGCACUGGUCUCUUCCUGUCACCGCACCCCUUUAUCACCUCUGCCCUCGGCAUCGCAUUCGAAUCCCCGCAGCACUACGUCUUCGUGCAGGAGUACGCCCCCAUCGGUGACCUCUUCGAGGUGAUCCAGCCUAUGGUGGGCAUCCCGGAGGCCUCAGCCAAGCGAGUGGCCCUGCAGCUGAGUCUGGCCCUGGAGCACCUUCACAGCCGCGGCGUGGUCCACCGUGACCUCAAGCCCGAAAACGUCCUCCUUUUCGACCGGGCCUGCCGCUGCAUCAAGCUGGCCGACUUUGGUCGGGCACGGGCCGAAGGCCUCAGGCUUCAGGCUGAGGGAGCGAGUGAUUCAGACGGGGGGCCUUACGAUGCCCCCGAAGCGGGAGGCGGGGCCCCAGCCAGGCGCCUUGGUCGUCCCGAGGAUGCCUGGGCCCUGGGUGUCCUUCUCUUCGGCCUGCUGACCGGCGCCUUCCCCUGGUGGAGAGCCUCGGCCUCUGACUCCGCCUUCUGCGCCUUCCGCCGCUGGCAGGAAGGGACGAUAGCAGGAGGAGAGGGAGGGGGUAGGGGGAGGCACCUUCCUCCUCCUCCGGCUCUCCCACCGCAUUGGCGUGGGAUCGCCCCAGCUGCCCUCCUGUUGCUCCGCGGCCUGUUGGCGCUCCGGCCAGAGGAGAGGGCUGCGGUUGGGGCGGUGCGGGAGCAGCUGAGGGAGCGCUGGCGCCAGGGUGAGGUGGAGGGGGAGGCUAGCCAGGGCAACAGGCCAGCAGCAGGGAGCAGUCCCAAGGAAGGAUGAAAGAAGAGUGGGAAGGGAUGUUAUUAGCUUCCUAGCACCCAUCCUCUUUCCCCCUCUUCACUCUCCCUACCUCCAUCUCCCCUCUUCCCUCUUCCUCUCCUCUCUCUUCUCUAACGUCUAAUCCCUCCAUCUCUUCUCCCCACCUCUUCCUCUUCCUCCCUAGCUCCUUCCCCUCUUCCAUCCCCUUUCCACUCUCCCUACCCCCUUCCCUCCCUCUGACUCCUCCCUCUUCCCGUUCUCCUCUCUCCUCUACCUACCUCCUUUCUCCCUCUUCCCUCUCCCCACCCUCAUCCCCCUCCCUACCUCCCUCCCUUCUUCCCUCCCUCUUCCCUCUCCCUUCCUCUCCCCUCUCCCAACCUCCUGCCUCUCUCCACCUCCUCCCCUUUUCCUCCCCCUCCCCUUUCCCACCCUCUCCCCUCUCCUUCCCACCCUUCUCUCUUCUCAAGGUACGAAAAGAAAUCAGAGAUGGGAUCAUGGUGAGUUUCAGGGCAGCAGAAGACAGAGUCCUGGUGGUUUUAAAGAUAGUUUAAUGUUAUUUCUAGUACACAAAACAGAAUAAUUGUUAUUCCAGAUCCAAUGCAGCACAAAAAAAACACAAUAAGAUGAAGAACACAAGAUAGCUUACAUACACAGAUUGAUGGUAUGUCCAUAAAUUGACGCAAUACACAUCUAUCAAAGUUUUAAUGUCAUGACAAAUCUGUACAAUCUCCUGAGGAAGUAGAGGUGCUGCCAUGCUCUCUUCACAAUUGCACUUAUUUUUACAAGUCCUGUAAAAUAGUAACAGGAAUUUAAAGUUGCUGACCCUCUCCAAGAUUCAAGAUUGAAUGUUCAAGAUUGUUCAAUGUCAUUUCCAGUACACAAGUGUAAAGGAGAACAAAAUAAUUGUUACUCUGGAUCUGAUGCAGCACAAAAAAAACCACAAAUGAUAAAUCCCACAAUAAUAUAAAAACACAAGAGACAGCUUGUAUACACAGAUUGAUUGUAUGUUCAUAAAGUGACACUAGCCACAGGGGUGUCUGUACAUAAGGUGACUGACAGGAAAUGAUAAAGUAGUGGUGGUUGGGGGUUACUGAGUGGAGGUGUUGAUCAGCCUCACUGCUUGGGGAAAGUUACUAUUUUUGAGUCUAGUGGUCCUGGUGUGAACACUACGUAGCCUCCGCUCUGAUGGGAGUGGGGCAAACAGUCCGUGAGCAGGGUGGGUGGCAUCCUUCCUGACGUUACUGGCCCUUUUCUGGCACCUUUCUGUAUCUCUGUUCCUGAUGGUGGGUAGGCGGGUGCCAGUGAUGUGUUGGGCAGUUUUGAUUAUCCGUUGCAGAGCCGUCAUGUCCGUCGCAGAGCAGUUUCCGUACCAAGCAGAGAUGCAGCUUGUUUGAAAGCUCUCUAUUGCACAUCUGUAGAAAGGGCCCAUAAGGGGUCCCGGUGGAUUUAAAGGGAGCGUGAAGCAGGGUCCAGUGGGUUUAGAGAAAGAAGGGAUCUUGGUGAUUUUAAAGGGAGAUGGGAUCCUGGUGGGUUUAAAGGAAGAUGAGGUCUCAGUGAUUUUGAAUUGAGACGAGGUCCCAGCAGGUUUGAAGGGCCAUGGGGUUCACAGCAGGUUUAAAAGGAGACGCAGUCCCAGUGACUUUAAAGGAAGAUGGGUCCCGGUGGAACCUGCUGCCUGAAAUUUAGCGAUUUUGGGAUUGUGGCUCAUCGGAGUUUUGUUGUAAUUUGAUGCUUUUCUCAGUAUGUUUGUUAAUUUCUUACGAAUAAAUUGUAAUACGAAACUACUGUCUCCCAUGUUAGAGCCAAAUGCUCUUUGGCCGAACCAGCCCAUGCUAACCUAGCCAGUCUCAUCUAUGCCCAUUUGCCCCAUAUUCCUCUAAAUCUUUCAUAACCCCGUACCUGUCCAAAUGCCUUUUAAAUAUUGUUAAUGUUCCUGCCUCAACCACUUUUUCUGCAGCUCCUUCCAUAGCCGGACCAUCCUCUGAGUGAAAAAGCUGCCUCUCGUGUCCCUAUUAAGUCUUUCCCAUCUCACCUUAAACUUGCACCCUCUGACUUUAGACUCCUUGCACAGCUUCCAGGUAUGAUCUACAGAGGGCUGUUUCAAG